AUGGCCGAGAUUGGCUUGGUGGCCUCAUUGUUGGGCAUCUCAACCUUCGGUAUUCGGUUGACUACGGUCCUCUACAAUUUUGGCUCGACUGCUUCAUCGGCCAGAGAACAGACGGACUAUGUCGCCCGCCAUGUCACGCUCUACUCGGAUGUUCUCGAAAUACUCGCUCAGCGGAUCAACGACGACGAACCAAUCCACUCCCGCCAGGCUCUUGACCUAGUCAAUGACAUCUACGGCCAUUCUUGUGACCUGUUCGACAAGAUCCGAGAUCUCCUGCCAGACCGGGCCGACAAGGUCAGCUUCGUGGACAAGAUCAAGUGGAAUUUCAAGAAGACCAAGGUCGAUCUCCUGGUCUCCGAGAUCCAGUACUUGAAGAGCACCGUCAAUCUCCUGGUGAGCGUCCUGUAUGCCGGCCGGACCAUACGGAGGCACAAGCGCAAGAAGAAAUCCAAAAAGGCAGCGCAGGACGCAAUGGCCCAGUUCGCAAGGGCGCAGACUGCCAUUGUGGAACAGGUCAACGCAGCCGCCGUAAAGGAAGAUUGCCAGGCCAAGGCUGAACAGGACGAUCAAACAGCAGACGACGAGAUCACUGGCACAAAUGGCAAUGAUAAUGACAAUGGCAACGGCGGUCGCGUCUCUACGGCUCUGGUCAAGCAUUCGCCGCAUGUACCACCGUUAAUCAACACCACCGCCAUGGUCCAAUUCAGGCAGCUGGUGGGUCAAGCGAGCGAUGUUUCCGAGGAGCGAAGCCUUGUGAUGGCCAACUCGGUCGACUUGUUGAGAGAUUUGCUUGACCAAUGGACCAACCUGGAGGACGACGGCACCGUCACCGCAGCUGCAGCCGCCGCUGCAGAUGGAGCCGAGUCCUCCGCUCCACGAGCAGCAGACGAACAGGCGUCCAGUGAAGGCAACACCACGGCCGCAAGCCCGCAGCCGUCCGAAGAAGGGUUAUAUGACGUCUGGAGAAAUCAUUACCUUCAGUCGCAAAAAAGAGUGGAGGAGCUCGAGGCUGAACUGUCGAAGAUGAAGACAUCGCAAACUACCACUUCCCCCGCUGUCCACACCUCUCCUACCGACCCCUUCAGUGGGGGCAAUCCAGUGAUAGCGGAGGCGGUUGCGGAUACAGCUCGCAAACAUUUUCUUCCAUCAAGGUCGAGUCGUGAGAAGGAAGCAGGGAAGAAAACGCCCGACGGCCGAACGCUAGGACAAAGAGCAGCUCUCGCAGCUGCGGAGGCCCUUGGGAUGAGAACAUGGAAAACGGCCUCGGGUCGGCAAGAUGCAGGUCAGUCGAGACGGUCUUCCAGGAUGUCUAGCAAGCUUCCGAAGGAUUCGAGGCGGAGAGAUGACCAUCCGCGAGAACCACGCGUCGUGGGAACGACAGACUCACGCAACAGCCUGUCAGGUCGAGAGGAUAUGUUCGCCACGAAGGCCGCUGAUGAUUCUCGCUACACCACGCGACCCAAGGUUGUUCGGGAGGACAGUCUCACUGAUCCUUGGGGAUAUCCCUUGGGACCUUCCACUUCGGGAUAUCGAAGCCCAGGUGAUCGUGACCGUUACCGAGAACGUUCUCGAAGUCGUGAUCGGGAUAUAAGCCCUGGAAUUCGUGACCGUUACCGGGAGCGUUCUCAAAGUCGUGAUCGGGAUGCAAGCCUAGGGGCUGACGACGGCACUUUCGAGUACGAAAACAACUUCAACUACAACAACUACGGCAGCGGCUCCUAUGUGCCUCCCCUUGGGGGCUACACCCUUCCUUAUGACUCCCGACAACGUUAUAAGAGCUAUACUGGUGUCGACGGCAUCAAUGAUCGCUCCACAAUCCGACCGAACAUCAUCUUCCGAGAGAGAGUGCGUGACGAUGACAUCAGACGCCCCGAGGACCCUCGUCUUGAUAAAGGGCGUAAUAAUGAAUCUAUACGCAAGGAGGACCCCAGGUACCGUGAUGAUGAUUACCCGUACGUACGCAAGGAGGAUCCCCGGUACCGUGAUGAUGAUUUCAUGUACAUACGCAGAGAGGACCCCCGUUACCGUGAUGAUGAUUACAUGUACGCACGCUCUAAGGACUCUCGACCCGAUAUCGACCGCGCCUCGACGGAUACUAGGGCUUCUCCCGUCCGUGAGGGAGUGCGUGACGAUGUAUCCGUUCGCUCUGAGGACCCUCAUCUCGUUAUCCACCGCUCCUUCACUGACGGGCCAAACAUCAUCCGCCGUGAGAGGAGCCGUGACAAUGUGUUUGUUCGCUCCGAGAGUCCUCUUGUCGGUGGAGCCUCCGCCGCCACCGUCGACGCUGCAGUCAACCCCGUGGGCGGCAGAAGGCGCAAUGAGGAACGUGCUCCUUACGUCGAUCGAGACGAGUUGUUCGCGAACCCACCACUCCGAACGCACAGAGAAAAGUUGGGCUCAGACCCUCGUGUCAACGACACAAUUCGGCGCCACUUCUAUACGUGA
Molecule: messenger RNA, 2445 nt
Organism: Fonsecaea monophora
Lineage: Eukaryota; Fungi; Ascomycota; Eurotiomycetes; Chaetothyriales; Herpotrichiellaceae
Exons: 1
Coding region: 1-2445 (814 amino acids)
Source: RefSeq, a predicted model, not a curated record